GUUGAUCUUGCGUCUCAUCUCCUGCUUUGCCUGAUCAGCCUAUACUACUGUGGUGUUGAAACAAACUAGCCCGGUUGUGCUAUUUAUCGCAUACAAACUUCUUUAUAAUUACUCUACUAUCAGUCAGGAACCGUCAUCACAAUCUCUGCCAUUCAACAUGGGUAGCGUAUCGCCUCCCAAGGGCCGCCUUGCUGGCAAGAACUGCAUCGUCACUGGUGCUGCUGGUGGUAUUGGACUCGAGACAUCCAUUCUCUUCGCUCGUGAAGGUGCCAAUGUCCUGAUGGCCGAUAUUUCCGGCCCUGCCCUCGAAAAAGCAGCCAACAAGCUCAAGGAAUUGAUCCCUGAGCACCAAAACAUCGACACCAUCAUUUGUGACGUGUCAAAGGAGUCUGAUGUGCAAGCAAUGGUCGCCCACACUGACGCCUGGGGUGGACUGGACGUGAUUUUCAACAACGCUGGUAUCAUGCACGCCGACGAUGCCGACGCUGUCGACACCCCGGAGAAAAUCUGGGACCUCACACACAACAUCAACGUCAAGGGUGUGUGGUAUGGCUGCAAAGCAGCUGUUCAGAGCUUCCGCAAGCACGGCAAGAAGAAGGCCUCUGUCAUCAACACCGCAUCCGUGGUCGCGUUGGUCGGCAGCGCGACACCACAGCUAGCAUACACCGCCAGCAAGGGCGCAGUCCUGGCCAUGACACGUGAGCUAGCCAUUGUGCACGCACGUGAGGGAUACAGAUUCAAUUCGCUCUGUCCAGCACCUCUCAAUACGCCUCUUCUGCAGGACUGGCUGGGCGACGACAAGGCAAAGCGAUAUCGCCGCGAGGUCCAUCUGCCCGGAGGCCGGUUUGGCGAGGCCAUCGAGCAAGCAUACGGCGUGCUCUUCCUUGCCAGCGAUGAGGCGAGCUUUGUCAACGGAACAGACUUUGCGAUCGAUGGCGGCAUGACCAAGGCGUACGUCACUGCUGAGGGACCGGCCUCAGAGGCGCCGCAGAACUUUGCUUUUGGUCGCUAGAGAGCGAUCUCGGCAACAGCUGAUGCACUUAUGAACAUGCUACGAAAUUGAUAUUGAGCUCCCCGUUCUCGGGACUCUGGACUCAUCCGGCGUUCCGGUCUUCGUUACUGCCAUCAUGGCCAUAGAGAAGAUACCUCUAGCACGUAGUCCUGACUUGCUACUGCACCAAUGGGAUGGAUACAUUCACCAUA
Molecule: messenger RNA, 1203 nt
Organism: Pseudovirgaria hyperparasitica
Lineage: Eukaryota; Fungi; Ascomycota; Dothideomycetes; Acrospermales; Acrospermaceae
Product: oxidoreductase
Exons: 3
Coding region: 158-1012 (284 amino acids)
Molecular function (GO): oxidoreductase activity
Source: RefSeq, a predicted model, not a curated record